AUGGCUUCCUCAACAGCUGCCCCAAUUACGGCACCUCCAUCACUAUCCCUCCCUCCAUCCCAAUUCGCCCGCCUCCAACCCCACGCCUACCUUCUCGCCCAUCUCUCCCCACCAGCGGCGAGCAAUCAGCCCUCGAUCCGCGCCAAUGGCCGUGCGGCAUCCCAAUUCCGCGUUACGUCUGCCAAUUCCGGCUCUUUAACUCACACAAAUGGAAGUGCGGUUGUACGGAUCGGUGAUACGGCCGCUGUCUGCGGUGUCCGCGCCGAGCUUUUACAUACAGAAGAUAUCGCUUCUUGGAGCGUGUCAAAGGCCUCUUCAGAAGAGAAUGCCGACAACUCAACCGACCAAGGAGACUCUAGGACCGAAGAUGAGAAAGAUUGCUUCCACGUUCAGGAUUUGAACCUACUUGUUCCCAAUCUCUCUUUGAGCACUGGAUGCGCGCCAGGCUUUACACCCGGUGCACCGCCUAGUGUUUUGGCGCAGUCGCUCUCUCACCAAAUUCUCUCUCUCUUGCACAGCACCCGUCUCGUACAAGCGGACGACUUGCGCAUCUGGUAUCAGCCGCCCAAUUUGGAAUCGCAAGAGUUCCGCAACGAGGACGAACACAUGGAUGUGGACACAGAACAGAGCGGGGGACCAGAACGCGAGAUUAAGGCAUUUUGGGUGCUUUACAUUGAUGUCAUGAUUAUUUCAUUGGCUGGAAAUCCAUUCGAUGCGGCUUGGGCUUCUGUCUUGGCUGCUUUGCGCGAUACGAAGCUCCCGAAGGCUUGGUGGGAUGCUGAUAACGAGACAGUCUUGUGUUCGGACAAUGUUGCUGAUGCGCGGAAGUUGUCUCUGCGUGGCUUGCCUAUUGCUAGCUCUUUCUGUUCCUUUGAGGCUGAUGCCGCUGCUGGUUGGAGAUCGGUUGUCGUUCCUGAUGCUGAGGAGCUGAAGGCGCAGAAGCAGAAGAAGAGUGGCUCUCAGCAAAGGUGGAUCUUAGCAGACCCGGAUGGGUACGAGGAGGGAUUGAGCCAAGAGCGAGCUUGUGUUGUUGUUGAUAAAGAUAAUGGGAAGACGGUGAUUGUGAAGAUGGAGAAGCACGGUGGUUGGGCAGUGGACAGUGAUGAUCUGCGUCAGCUUGUGGAUGUUUCCGCUCAGAGAUGGGAUGAGAUGAAGCGGAUACUGGAUCAAUGUUGA
Messenger RNA from Penicillium soppii, 1176 nucleotides. Its product is annotated as 3' exoribonuclease family protein. The coding region runs from base 1 to 1176 and encodes 391 amino acids. Gene Ontology annotation, cellular component: nuclear exosome (RNase complex); cytoplasmic exosome (RNase complex). Gene Ontology annotation, biological process: nuclear polyadenylation-dependent rRNA catabolic process; U5 snRNA 3'-end processing; U1 snRNA 3'-end processing. Lineage: Eukaryota; Fungi; Ascomycota; Eurotiomycetes; Eurotiales; Aspergillaceae. The record is from RefSeq and is a predicted model, not a curated record. The transcript has a single exon.